GACAAGGCGGGACACUGACGUUGUUGGGACGUUCAACCAAUAGGCAGUACAGGGAGGAGGGGUGUGAGGCCCGAUCGCACGAUAGAUACCGAGAAAGUUGGUGUGAGGUUAGAGGAGAGAGCGACUAUCUGACAAAAAAAAAAGCAGGAUCGAGGGGUGGAGAGAACGAAAAGUAUUGUGCGGUUUACAGGCACCGAUGAGUGCCACACAUUGUGGUUCUGGUGAGUUGGACUUCAGGCUCAUAUUCGAAGAGGCUACGGCGCAGCCUUUGGGAUCGACAGAUCUUGAGCCUGAUGACAGUGCAUCAUUUUAUAUCUUCAAUGUAGACCAGCCCUUAUCGGCAGCAAGCCAGCCCAUUUGUCUCCCAUGGCAUGGUCCUCAAUCUCACCGCUCAGCUUGCACUACCACCUCCUGCUUUCAAGGCUUCGAAACCUUUGAUGGCACUAAUGAAGUCCAGGAACCUAAGUAUGAUCCUUCAGGAGGACCAAAGCAAUUUGAAUGUCCUAGCAUUCAGAUUACAUCAAUAUCUCCUAACUGCCACCAAGAUACUGAAAACACACAACAACUGCAAAAAGGUGACCUUGAAAAUGAUUUAGCUGAAAGGCCUUCCCGCGGCCACCUCCAUCUCCAACUUGAACCCUCUUAUAGGGAGCCGUCUUUAAGUCCAAGCCCUGGGAGUAGCAUAUCUUCCAGAAGCUGGUUCUCGGAUGCUUCUUCUUGUGAAUCAGUUUCCCACAUCUAUGAUGAUGUUGAGUCUGAACUGAAUGAGGCAGCAGCACGUUUCAGCCUGUACUCGCCACUGACAUCUCCCAGCUGCUCUCCUAGAGGUUUUGUUAAUGAUGAUGCAUGGCAAUCGUUUGGCUAUGGUGCUUCUCUAUCACCAAGACAGUUUCCAUGCCACUCUCCUAGAACUAGCAUUACUGAUGAAAACUGGCUUAGCCCCCGGCCUACUUCAAGACCUUCAUCAAGGCCGUCAUCUCCUUAUGGCAAGAGACGACACUCCAGUGCAGAUAUCUGUUAUCAAAGUUCUCCCCAUCACUCCCCGACGCCAUCGCCUAUCCUUUCUCCUAGGGGAAGUGUUUCAGAAGAUACAUGGAAUAGUUUUUCUCACAAUGCAGCUAAUAGUGUGUCUCCCUCUCAGUGCUUCCAGGAAACGGAUAUUCCUCCCAAAACACGGAAGACUUCUGAAGAUCAAAGUGCCACAUUGCUAGGAAAGCUUGAUCUUUGUAUUGAGGAACAGGGAAAUGUAUCGCCAACCCUUGAAACACCUUCUGAGGAUAGUACUGGUUCACCACUUUCACUCAGAAAAGACUCUUUCACUGAUAAUUUUUUGUCAGUUCCAUCCCAUUUUACAUGGAAUAAACCAAAAUCUGGGCACACACCUUUAUUUCGGACAUCCUCUCUGCCUUCAUUAGACUGGCCUUUACCCAGCCAUUAUGGACAGUGGGAACUAAAGGUAGAGGUUGAGCCAAAGACGCAUCAUCGAGCACAUUAUGAGACGGAAGGUAGUCGUGGAGCUGUCAAAGCUGCUACUGGUGGUCAUCCAGUUGUGAAGUUGCUAGGUUACACCGAAAAAUUUGUAAAUCUACAGAUGUUUAUUGGAACAGCUGAUGACCGUUACCUGAGGCCUCAUGCGUUUUACCAGGUGCAUAGAAUCACUGGAAAGACCGUAGCUACCGUUAGCCAAGAAAUUAUCCUAGCUAGCACCAAAGUCUUGGAAAUGCCACUGUUACCAGAAAACAACAUGUGCGCCAGUAUUGAUUGUGCUGGUAUUCUAAAGCUGCGAAAUUCUGAUAUUGAACUGCGCAAGGGGGAGACUGACAUUGGCAGGAAGAAUACUCGUGUGCGUCUGGUCUUUAGAGCACAUAUACCCCAACCCAAUGGAAAAGUUCUGUCCUUACAAACUGCCUCUAUACCCAUUGAAUGUUCCCAACGAUCUGCUCAGGAGUUACCUCAAGUGGACAAAUAUAACAUCAAUACCUGCUCAGUAACAGGUGGAGCCAAGAUGAUUAUCACAGGAUCCAACAUCCUUCCUGAAUCAAAAGUAGUUUUUGUUGAGAAAGGCCAAGAUGGACGUCCACAGUGGGAAGCAGAAGCAAAUAUUGUAGCUGAGAAGAGAGAAAUGGUUGAAGUUGUUGUGGAAAUUCCCCCUUACCAUAAAAGAUCAAUUGUAGCCGCAGUCGAGGUUCAGUUUUAUCUCUGCAAUGGUAAAAGGAAAAGAAGCCAGUCCCAGAAGUUUACCUACACACCAGUUUUGCAGAAAGGAAAAGGCACCAAAGAAGAUAAUCUGCCAUCUGUGUCUGAUGCACCCCCGCCCCAUGUGAUUAGUGUUCCUAACCAACAUUUUCUGCAAUCCAAUAUGCCUUGUACUGGUCACAGAUAUAACCAUGAGAAUAUCAUGUCCUCUUUGGAACAGGGUCUUGGAUGCCCUUCUCAAACAGCAUACUCAGCCCUGAUGAACCAGAGAGUUCCAGACCUUUCACAAGGGAGAAGCAUUAAUGGGAGAUCAGAAUGCCUAUCUUCAACAUUGCAGCAGUUAUAUAAUUUAUCUGCUUCUGCUACUAGAUCUUCAGAUGUGUCUAUGCAGUCUAAUGUAAUGUACGGUGGACAAUCAAGUCCUGCUCUUCAGUUUGCUACUGCCCAGGAGUAUGAUCCCUUGCAUUUUCAACAGAAAAUGGCUGUACCUCAGCAGCUCAGCCUUAGCCAUCACUCCGUGGCAAUUACAAAGUUCCGUGCCUCCACCACAAUUCCUUCAUCCUCAUCACCUUCCAUUUCUGAACCAUCGGUCAAUGUAAUGCAAUCACCACAGCUUCAACAGAUCAGUUACCACUGUCCAAACACUGGGCAAAAUACCAUCACUUCAACAAAUCAAUUGACUGUGCAUUCACCACCUCAGGUUACAUCUGUUUUUCACCGCCUUACAAAACCUUGCCCUACCUCUUCCCCAACUGGUGCUGCUUCCACUUCAUUAACAUGCUUACCUGUGUCUAGUUCAUCCAAUCCUCAGCUGCAAAAAAUGCAGUUCAAACCUCCCACUUUAGGUGUAGCAGCUUCAUCACAAACACUCAACCCCAUGGCUCAUUCUGGACAACUUUCUGCUCAAACGCAUAGACUUGGACUGAGUAGGCUUCCCUGCCCUGUCACUCUUGGGCACCAUGCAGUUCAGAACUCUUCUUCAUUCCAUCCUGACAACUCACUUUCUGAGGAGCCUGAGAAUGAUGGUGAUUUGCAUUUCCAGACUGUUGGUUUGCAGGACAUCACUCUGGAUGAUGUAAAUGAGAUCAUAGGACGUGAUAUGUCACAUGGAAUCACAAGGCCACUUCAAGAAUGUCAGGAGUCCAGUAUACCAGAUAUGGACUAAAAUUCACUGUGGGAAAGGAAAUAAAAACAAAAGAUGAUG
Messenger RNA from Nanorana parkeri, 3400 nucleotides. RefSeq names its product nuclear factor of activated T-cells 3 (gene NFATC3). The transcript has 10 exons. The coding region runs from base 197 to 3361 and encodes 1054 amino acids. Gene Ontology annotation, molecular function: transcription factor binding; RNA polymerase II cis-regulatory region sequence-specific DNA binding; DNA-binding transcription factor activity, RNA polymerase II-specific. NCBI's taxonomy places the organism in Eukaryota, Metazoa, Chordata, Amphibia, Anura, Dicroglossidae. The record is from RefSeq and is a predicted model, not a curated record. Gene Ontology annotation, biological process: calcineurin-NFAT signaling cascade; cytokine production; regulation of transcription by RNA polymerase II. Gene Ontology annotation, cellular component: transcription regulator complex.